Molecule: messenger RNA, 2633 nt
Organism: Nanorana parkeri
Lineage: Eukaryota; Metazoa; Chordata; Amphibia; Anura; Dicroglossidae
Product: protein argonaute-1
Exons: 19
Coding region: 60-2633 (857 amino acids)
Molecular function (GO): protein binding; RNA binding
Source: RefSeq, a predicted model, not a curated record
GCAGCCAGGCGACCAGGCUAGUUUGUAUACCGGGGCAGAAAACAGGCUGGGUGCAUGGGAUGGAAGCUGGACCUUCUACACCAGCCCAAACUGGGUAUGUUCCACCUUUACAGCAAGUGUUCCAAGCCCCACGCCGACCUGGCAUUGGCACAGUCGGGAAGCCAAUAAAACUUCUUGCCAAUUAUUUUGAAGUGGACAUUCCCAAGAUUGACGUCUACCACUAUGAGGUCGAUAUCAAGCCUGAUAAAUGCCCCCGGCGUGUCAACAGGGAAGUUGUGGAAUACAUGGUCCAACACUUCAAGCCCCAGAUCUUUGGUGACCGAAAACCAGUUUAUGAUGGAAAGAAGAACAUUUAUACAGUUUCUGCACUGCCCAUUGGUCAUGAAAGGGUUGAUUUUGAGGUGACAAUCCCAGGAGAGGGAAAGGACAGGAUCUUUAAAGUGUCUAUAAAAUGGAUGGCAGUGGUAAGCUGGAGGAUGCUCCAUGAAGCUCUGGGAAGUGGACAAGUUCAGCUUCCUCUGGAAUCUGUUCAAGCCCUGGAUGUAGCAAUGAGGCACCUGGCCUCAAUGAGGUAUACCCCAGUAGGACGGUCCUUCUUUUCACCUCCGGAGGGUUAUUAUCACCCGCUAGGAGGUGGACGUGAGGUUUGGUUUGGGUUUCAUCAGUCAGUACGCCCAGCAAUGUGGAACAUGAUGCUGAACAUAGAUGUAUCAGCUACCGCCUUCUACAAGGCCCAGCCAGUAAUAGAGUUCAUGUGUGAGGUGCUGGAUAUUCGGAACAUAGAUGAACAACCUAAACCUCUCACAGACUCACAGAGGGUGCGCUUUACUAAGGAGAUCAAAGGUUUGAAAGUGGAAGUCACCCACUGUGGGCAGAUGAAAAGAAAGUACAGAGUUUGUAAUGUUACUCGCAGGCCGGCCAGCCACCAGACGUUCCCACUGCAGCUGGAGAGUGGCCAGACUGUAGAGUGUACAGUAGCCCAAUAUUUCAAGCAGAAGUAUAACUUACAACUAAAAUAUCCUCACCUUCCAUGCCUGCAGGUGGGACAGGAGCAGAAGCACACUUAUCUACCUCUGGAGGUCUGUAACAUUGUACCUGGUCAACGAUGUAUUAAGAAGCUCACUGACAAUCAGACAUCCACUAUGAUCAAAGCAACAGCUCGGUCUGCCCCAGACAGACAGGAGGAGAUCAGCAGGCUGAUGAAAAAUGCAAGUUAUAAUCUGGACCCAUAUAUCCAGGAAUUUGGUAUCAAAGUUAAAGAUGACAUGACAGAAGUCACAGGAAGGGUCCUUCCUGCACCUAUUUUACAAUAUGGAGGGCGAAAUAGAGCUAUUGCAACUCCAAACCAAGGAGUGUGGGACAUGAGGGGAAAGCAGUUCUACAAUGGCAUUGAGAUCAAAGUUUGGGCCAUUGCUUGCUUUGCUCCGCAGAAGCAAUGCCGGGAAGAAGUGCUAAAGAAUUUUACAGACCAGCUGAGGAAGAUCUCUAAAGAUGCAGGGAUGCCCAUCCAGGGUCAGCCAUGUUUCUGUAAAUACGCGCAGGGCGCGGACAGUGUUGAGCCAAUGUUCAGACACCUCAAAAACACUUACUCUGGGCUCCAGCUCAUUAUUGUAAUACUGCCAGGAAAAACACCAGUAUAUGCGGAAGUGAAACGUGUUGGAGACACCUUGCUUGGCAUGGCCACACAGUGUGUCCAAGUGAAAAAUGUGGUAAAGACUUCCCCACAGACUCUCAGCAACCUGUGUCUGAAAAUCAACGUCAAACUAGGUGGGAUCAACAACAUCUUAGUGCCUCAUCAACGCUCUGCAGUCUUCCAGCAGCCAGUCAUCUUUCUUGGAGCAGAUGUCACACAUCCGCCUGCAGGUGAUGGCAAGAAGCCUUCCAUUACUGCGGUUGUAGGCAGCAUGGAUGCUCAUCCAAGCAGAUACUGUGCCACAGUGAGAGUACAGCGCCCUCGGCAAGAAAUUAUUGAGGACCUGUCCUAUAUGGUGCGGGAGCUUCUCAUCCAGUUCUAUAAAUCUACUCGCUUCAAACCAACCCGGAUCAUAUUCUAUCGCGAUGGUGUUCCAGAAGGACAACUUCCACAGAUAUUGCACUAUGAGCUGCUGGCUAUUCGAGAUGCCUGUAUUAAACUAGAGAAAGACUACCAGCCAGGUAUCACCUACGUAGUAGUGCAGAAACGGCACCACACGCGCCUGUUUUGUGCAGACCGCAGUGAACGGAUUGGAAAAAGUGGAAACAUUCCAGCAGGAACAACUGUUGACACCAAUAUUACACAUCCAUUUGAGUUUGAUUUUUAUCUGUGUAGUCAUGCGGGUAUCCAGGGCACCAGCCGUCCAUCCCAUUAUUAUGUCCUUUGGGAUGAUAACCGGUUUACAGCUGAUGAACUUCAGAUUCUCACCUACCAGUUAUGUCACACGUAUGUUCGUUGUACGCGGUCUGUUUCCAUACCUGCACCUGCAUAUUAUGCUCGACUGGUAGCUUUUAGAGCACGAUACCACCUGGUUGAUAAGGAACAUGACAGCGGGGAAGGCAGCCACAUCUCUGGACAAAGCAAUGGAAGGGAUCCACAGGCCUUAGCUAAGGCUGUGCAAGUUCAUCAAGACACAUUAAGCACAAUGUAUUUUGCCUGA